UAACGAUAUGAGACAGCUGUCUUACUUUUAGUCUAUCAAAAUUCUCGUGCUUAAAAUUGGUUGUUAAAACAUAAAAAGGAAGAAAUGAACAGUCAUCCGGCGAGCAAAAAAAACCACCGAGUGCUGGUGGCUCUUACAGAUGACAAAAAACGUGGUUCUGCGGAAGUUACAGUUCUGGAGAAUGAUAUUAGGAUCUUGGACAAUAAGUCCAUGUUGUUAAGGAUGCAAAACUCCACAGCUAAGGUGGUGAACUCCUGGGAACCUCCUCGCUACUAUCGCCAUUUGGAGUUCGAUGCCAUCGGCUAUGAACUCGAGCCCAGCAUUCGCACAGAAUUGAGCGAUUUCAUGGCCCAAAUGAUUCGGAAUCAUCGUCAUGGAAGUUUGCUGCGCUUUUCCUCCCUCCAGAGGAACCAAAACCCCAACUUUCUAACCCGUCUCUUGGUCACAGAAGUGGACAAACUAAUGGUGGAACUGCGCUGCCGCUUAAAAGCCGUUAAUGUGGACUAUUUUGAUGUCCGGAAAUUCGACAUGGUCAACAUGUUGGUGGAACCCAAUGCAGUUCCUAACCGUCGAAGGUGUAACACUGCGGUAAAAAGUGUCUGCAGCACCAGGGAGUUGUACCAAUGGCUAAUUAAUGAUUUUACCAACUUAAGAGGUCGUGGCCUGGGCGACGACUAUCUAGACUUUGAGUUUGUGUACCGAGAUAGCAUGGCCUUGCAGCACAGGAUUCACCUUUCAGUCUUUCACAUCUUUGGCAGCGAAAGUCGACCUGAUUUAGUUGACUUCUUCAGAAGUUUGCCACAGGGCAGGCUAAAUGGAAGCACCCUUUUGAACGACUGCCUGAAAGAGUCCUUUGACCUCAAGUCUCUCCAGCCUGCAGUAGUCAUCUUUGAGUUGCCCAUUGCACCCGAUUUAAGUGAUGAUAGGCGCAAGAUCUUAAAACUAGCUGAUCUGGCCUUUGCUUCCUUGCAGAAAGUCCGAAAAGUAAUGACCAUCUCUCAGAGUACUAUAAAUUUCGGCAAGUUAAACAGGAAAAUAGGAACUGAAAUCCACAGUUCCGUGAGAUCUGUGCCGAAUGUUUCGCUGGCCCAUUGGCGUCGCACGGCCAAGUUCUCGGACGAGGACUACAAUGGCUUGGCCUAUUGGUAUGGUCGCAUAGACUCCAAGUUCGCAGAGCUAAAACUGGCCAUGGAACAGCACUUUGUAGAGCUGUACAGGAGGAAAAGUCUGGGUUUGCGCAGUGAAAUUAGAUCCAUUAACCAGGAUUUGAGCGAAGAGAAUGACGAAAGUGGUGGCGAUGGAGCAAGGCCGCCAAGAGCUGUUCUGCAAUUGGAUUCCACGAGGAAAGUAUACUCUGUCUUGAAGAAAGAAUUUAAGAGGCUCGAAGUGGAAGCCGAGAAAACCACCUAUGCCUCCACUUUAAAGGUCUACAUCAGCACCAAAAACUACGAACUUUCAGAAGCGGAAAAGUCACUCAAGCAAAGGGAGUUCGAGAACCUAAGGCUCGGUUUGAUUCAGUACAUAAAUACGCCGGAUUCCAGCAUUUACGGGGACUAGGAGUUUAACUAAAUGCCACG
Drosophila elegans is the source of this 1577-nucleotide messenger RNA. RefSeq lists its product as uncharacterized. Lineage: Eukaryota; Metazoa; Arthropoda; Insecta; Diptera; Drosophilidae. Bases 85 to 1557 code for a protein of 490 amino acids. The transcript has a single exon. The record is from RefSeq and is a predicted model, not a curated record.